AGGCCCUGCUGGCUGUGGGAAACACACACACACACACACUCACACUUGCUAGAUUUCCCCCCAUUUGUGACUGACCUCUGCGCAGCCAUUGGUCAACUUCCUUCCUGCGAGUGUUUCCUGGCGCACGUUGUGUCAUGGCAGAACCCCGUCAGUAAGGGAAGCAGCAUCUGUUCGGCACUAACACACACACACACACACACACACAUUCACCAGCAAACUCCCGUCACUGGUUUGAGUUUCCUGGCUCCACAGCUGCUCCGACCCUGCCCUCCCCUGCGUCUCUUCCUUCGCGGGUCUCCUCGGCCCACUCCACUCCUCGGCUCUCUUCCCUGCGGCUGCGUGUGCGUCUCUGGGUGAACAAUGUGUUGCUCGGUGGGCUUCGCCAGGACUCUGGGUCUGGCACUGCUGCCUCUGGCCCUCUGCUGUAUCCUUGCCAACCUGCUGCUGCUGUUUCCUAUGGGGGAAAUCACCUACAUCCAGCAGGACCGCCUGGCCAGCUACAUCUGGUACUUUGGUGGACUAGGAGGCGGAGGAAUCCUGAUGCUGCUUCCGGCUGUUGUCUUCAUCACUCUGGGGAAAUGUAGCUGCUGCUGGAAUGAGAGUUUAAUGAUGUGCGGCUCCGUGCUGGCAGCUGUCGUCGGCCUCGUGGGCUCCAGCUACUGUUUCGUCAUGUCGGGGUUCGCCUUGGUGCAGGGGCCGCAGUGCUUCACCUCGUACGGAUGGUCGUACCCGUUUGCAGACAAGGGGGGCAGGUAUCUGCUGCAGCCAGAGACGUGGUCGCAGUGUCUCCAGCCGCUUCACAUCGUGGAGUGGAACGUGGCUCUGCUGUGCAUUUUGCUGGGUUUGGCCGCGCUGGAGUUCAUCAUCUGUCUCCUGCAGCUCGGCAACGGUUUGGUCAACGCCGUGUGCCGGCCCUGCUGCUAUAAGCAGGAGUACAGUCUGAAUAUGUAGACAAACACACACACACCCUCACCUGCACAGACGUACUAGUUGUGCACGUGAACAUUUAAAAAGCCUCAUCGCCUAUAGCACCAUGUGUGUGUGUGUGUGUGUAUGAGUACAACACAACACACUGUUUAGACACAUUCACACAUGCUCUGUCAUGGACGUCUGACAACCAUGUCAGCUGUGUGUGACCAUUUCCAAGUUUGCAGUCAUCGAUUUGUGUGUGUGUGUGUGUGUGUGUGUGUGUGUGUGUGUGUGUGUGUGUGUGUGUGUGUGUGUGCGCGUGCGUGCGCGUGUGUGUGUGUGUUCUGUCCACUCCACAGGAAAAGCAGGAUGUACUUCAUUAUAUUUGGAGUGUCAGUGAUAAUUACAGUAACAAUCUAGAAAUAACAAUCUAAUGUAGUGCACAGGACAAUGGGUCGCACAGAGUUUAUAGCGUAAUUGUCACGCAACACAGCCUGUUGCGUGACAACUUUAGUCCUGACAAAAAAAGCUUCCAUCAUGAAGUACAGUGAAGUGUCCUUUUCUGUUGGAUUAUGUGUUACAAGCAGAUGUGUGUGUGUGUGUGUGUGUGUGUGCGUGUGCGUGCAUUUGUUCUCAGUCUCACAGUAUUUUGUUGUAAAUUGUCUUUAUUUCCUUCAGAUCCUAGUUAAGUGUUAACACAUUUUAUAUAUAUUUUAGUGACAUAUUUUUAUAAUGUAUGUUUCUAUGUGCUGCCUUGAAUAAUAAAAAAACAACUGUUUCCAUUUAUA
Messenger RNA from Hippoglossus stenolepis (Pacific halibut), 1697 nucleotides. It is a transcript of the gene tm4sf1, whose product is annotated as transmembrane 4 L six family member 18. Bases 361 to 951 code for a protein of 196 amino acids. The record is from RefSeq and is a predicted model, not a curated record. The transcript is spliced from 4 exons. Gene Ontology annotation, cellular component: membrane. NCBI's taxonomy places the organism in Eukaryota, Metazoa, Chordata, Actinopteri, Pleuronectiformes, Pleuronectidae.